Pseudocercospora fijiensis CIRAD86 is the source of this 1695-nucleotide messenger RNA. RefSeq lists its product as uncharacterized. Gene Ontology annotation, biological process: fructose 2,6-bisphosphate metabolic process; fructose metabolic process. The record is from RefSeq and is a predicted model, not a curated record. Bases 1 to 1695 code for a protein of 564 amino acids. Gene Ontology annotation, molecular function: 6-phosphofructo-2-kinase activity; ATP binding. The transcript is spliced from 3 exons. NCBI's taxonomy places the organism in Eukaryota, Fungi, Ascomycota, Dothideomycetes, Mycosphaerellales, Mycosphaerellaceae. Gene Ontology annotation, cellular component: cytosol.
AUGGCUCUGAACGAUACCCCUGCGACGACAGCGCCCAGCAGCCCGCGCUUGGCCGGCAACACAUCUGCCCCGAGCAGUCAUGGCAGCGACAGUCCUGGUAACACCGGUCGCAUGAUAUUGCCUCCGCAGCGACAGAACUCGGGCACAUCAACACCACGAAUACGGCCUACUACGCUGGACAUUCCUGGGUUGACAAAGAGUAAAGUGUCUCCAGACGGUCGAAUCGCGCAAAGGGAUGUCGGCUCCAAAUUGGUCAUCGUCAUGGUUGGCCUGCCUGCGCGCGGUAAAAGCUACAUCACAAAGAAGCUUGCAAGAUACCUCAACUGGCUACAGCAUGACACGAAAAUCUUCAAUAGCCUGGCCACCCUCGUGAUGGCGCGCGAUGCGCCGGAGAUCAAAGAAGACAAGAUAGAGAAAGAGAAAGAAGAAGCAAACAUCGAGCAGAACUCGGCCUUCUUCGACCCACAGAACAAGAAAGCCUCUAUGAUCCGCGAGCAAGUCGCCAAGCAAACACUGGACGACCUCCUAGAUUAUAUCUUGGACCAGAACGGCAGCGUGGGCAUUUUGGAUGCCACAAAUAGCACGCUGCAGCGUCGAAAGAUGAUCAUGGAUCACAUCCGAGAGAGAGCCGGACCUCAGCUGAACGUGCUCUUCCUCGAGUCGAGCUGUGUAGACCAAGAUCUUUUGGAGGCAAACAUGCGCCUCAAGCUCAACGGUCCGGACUACAAAGAAAUGGACCCAGUGAUUGCCCUCGAGGAUUUCAGAAAGCGCGUGCAAGAGUACGAGAAGGCCUACGUCCCAUUGGGCGAAUAUGAGGAGAAGCACAAUAUGCCAUACAUUCAAAUGGUCGAUGUCGGACGCAAGGUCAUCAGUCACCAGAUCAAGGGCUUUCUCAUGGCACAAGCAAACUACUAUCUCCUCAACUUCAACCUUGCACCCCGACAAAUCUGGAUCACACGACAUGGUCUCAGCAUGGACAACGUGUCUGGCAAGAUCGGCGGUGACAGCGACCUGGCUCCUGAAGGACAUCUAUAUGCCAAGUCUCUAGCGCGCUUUAUGGAUGAGAAGCGUAGAGAGUGGGAUUUGAAGCAAAUGGAGAACAUCAAGAAGACGCACUUUCCGCCUCAGCCUGGUGAUGUUACUCCACCUAACCCGUACUACCAGCCGCAGUCGCCCACUCCUUUCUGCGUAUGGACAUCAAUGUUGAAGCGCAGCAUUCAGACUGCGCAGUACUUCAACGAGGAGGACUACGAUACCAAGCAGAUGCGCAUGCUGGACGAGCUCAACGCAGGUGUCAUGGAAGGGUUGACGUACAACUGCAUCUCUACCCAGUUUCCCGACGAGUAUCGCAGCCGCAGAGCCGACAAGCUGCAUUACAGAUACCCUGGCCCGGGCGGAGAAGGCUAUCUCGAUAUCAUCAAUCGUCUUCGACCUGUCAUUGUUGAACUCGAGAGGAUGACGGACCACGUCCUGCUCGUUGGGCACCGCAGUGUUGCGCGAGUGCUUCUGGCCUAUUUCAGAGGUCUGAAGCGCGAGGAGGUCGCCGAUCUGGACGUCCCACUUGGCAUGCUCUACUGCCUAGAGCCAAAGCCAUACGGUGUCGACUUCAAGGCGUACAAAUGGGAUAAGAACCAAGAGUGGUUCUUCGAAUGCCCAGACUUCGAACUAAAGCGCGCGGAAGACGACAUGCAGUAG